AGGACACGCCUGCCACCUUCCCUUCCCCGCUGCCCAGCGCUCGUUCCCGUGAGCAACCCGGCUUCUUUUGCUGCUUUUCUCGCUGCAGUCGCAGCCCGUGUUGUUUUUCUCGCGGCGAAUGAACCCCGGGGAGCCAGAGCUUUUGGGACGCGGUUCCCCCGCUGACACUCUCCCCACACGCCUGCGCCCGGGCCGCGCUGCGGACGCGUCCCGGCAGGAGGAGGAGGAGGAGGAGCCGCGGCCGGGCCCGUGCUGCCGGCGGCCGAUGGCGGCGGGCGGCAGGGUCGGGCUGCUGCCCUUCCUGCGGCUGCUUGGGCAGCUCAAGAGAGUACCGCGGACGGGAUGGGUGUACAGGAACGUGGCAAAGCCAGAGAGCGUCUCCGACCAUAUGUACAGGAUGGCGAUGAUGGCUUUGGUGACUGAAGACAAAAGCCUUAACAAGGACAGAUGCAUACGAUUAGCUUUGGUUCAUGAUAUGGCUGAAUGCAUUGUUGGAGAUAUUGCUCCUGCAGAUAAUAUCCCAAAAGAGGAGAAACACAGGAGAGAAGAGACGGCUAUGCAACAACUGACCCACCUUCUAUCAGAGAACCUCAGAAAAGAGAUCUAUGAGCUCUGGGAAGAAUAUGAAAACCAGUCUACUGCAGAGGCCAAGUUUGUAAAGCAGUUGGAUCAGUGUGAGAUGGUACUGCAAGCAUUUGAGUAUGAAGAGUUGGAAAAGACACCUGGCAGACUGCAGGAUUUUUUUGAUUCAACUGCUGGGAAGUUUGUUCACCCAGAAAUACUCCAGCUUGUAUCUCUGAUUAACACAGAAAGGAAAAAAAGAAUAGCUGCCACAUCUCAUCCACAUUCCUGAGGUGUUCUUAAAUGCUGUAGCCAUAAUAAAUACUUUGGUUUAUA
Molecule: messenger RNA, 897 nt
Organism: Motacilla alba alba
Lineage: Eukaryota; Metazoa; Chordata; Aves; Passeriformes; Motacillidae
Gene: HDDC2
Product: HD domain containing 2
Exons: 6
Coding region: 119-853 (244 amino acids)
Cellular component (GO): cytoplasm
Molecular function (GO): 5'-deoxynucleotidase activity
Source: RefSeq, a predicted model, not a curated record